GGUCGGCGGGGCGGGCGGCCCCGGCAGGAGCAGAACUGGAGCCAGCCCCGGACGUGAGUGUGCGAGCGCCCCGGCAAGUGUGUGACACCAGCACCGCUCUGGCUGGCUGCACGCGAGACAAAGACUCUGUGUGCGUGUGUGACACCAGCACUGCUCACACUGGGUGUGUGAGAGAGCGAGGGCGUGCCGGUGUGCGAGAGGGAGGGGGUGCCUGUGAAUCUGGGGCAAUCCACCCCCAUACCAAGGCUCCAACCAACACCCCCUGCCCCCAGGAGAAGAAUCUCUCAGCCACCCCCCACCCCCAUGGAAACACCUGGCCCCUGAUUUCCCAGCUGGGUGCCUGCACCCCAGGCCCUGUGAGCCCCCCCCCGUGGAGCAUGGUGGUGGCUGGUCUCUACCACUGAUCCUGGAGCCGCCUGGAGGGGGCACCCUCGAGGGCCUGUCCCCCACCCCACAUGGCUUUGGCAGCGUCCAGCAUGGGAGACCUGGGCGCCUGCCCCCGUCUAGCGCAGACUCCCCGGAACUGGUACUGACCCCCAGCCCCUCACCGGGCCUGCGCCCUGCAUCUGGUUCUGCCAGGACCAGCCACCCCACUUGCACCCCGAGCCAGCAGGAGACGGAGGCUGCUGAGCAGAUGGUGUGGCACCAUGUCAGGUGACUACGAGGAGGACGUGUGUCGCAGUGCACUCACCCUGCUCAAGGACCUCUGCUUCUCCCUGCGGGCGCUGGAGCAACACGAGAAAUGCCUGGAGUUCACCGACCUGCUGCGGAACCGGGGGCAUCCCCCGCCCACCGACUCGGACAUCUCCGUCAGCCUGCUCUCCGUCAUCGUCACCUUCUGCGGCAUUGUGCUGCUCGGCGUCUCGCUCUUUGUCUCUUGGAAGCUCUGCUGGAUCCCCUGGCGGGACAAGGGGGCCUCGCCGGCGCCGCGCAAGGACCACGGCCUCCACGGCCACCUGCACCACUCACCCUACGGCGACCUGCUGGUGGAGCGGGUCGAGCUGGGCCCCGAGAUGCCCGAACGCUCCUACCUCGACAUGGACUCCUACCCCGAGGCCACCCUCAAGCUGAGCCAGACCUCGCCCGACCUGCCGGUGGAGGGGCAGGUCGGCCCCAAGGAGGGCGGCGGUAUGCCCAAUGCGCACUCCCACCAGCAGGUGGCCACCCUGGCGCCCGCCCCCAGGUACAACACCCUGCCGCGCCCCUUGACCCAGCAGCUCUCCAGCCCGGAGGUGGUCGGCCACGGUGGGGAGGACAAGCCGGAGCAGGCCACCAGCAUCGGUCAGAUCAAGCCGGAGCUGUACAAGCAGCGGGCGGGCGAGGCGGAGCACCGUAAGGCGGAGGGUCCUCCCUGCGGGCGCAUCUGCUUCGCCCUGCGCUACGCCUACGCCUCCGAGCAGCUGGUGGUGAAGAUCCUGCGGGCGCUGGACCUGCCGGCCAAGGACGCCAACGGCUUCUCCGACCCCUACGUCAAGAUGUACUUGCUGCCCGACCGCAAGAAGAAAUUCCAGACCAAGGUGCACCGCAAGACGCUCAACCCCGUCUUCAACGAGACCUUCAACUUCAAUGUCCCCUUCGCCGAGCUGCCGGGACGCAAGCUGCACUUCAGUGUCUACGACUUCGACCGCUUCUCCCGCCACGACCUCAUCGGGCAGGUGGUGCUGGACAACUUGCUGGAGAUGGCGGAGCGGGAUGAGGAGGUGCCCAUCUGGAGGGAUAUCCUGGAGGGCAGCUCGGAGAAGGCCGACCUGGGGGAGGUGAAUUUCUCCCUCUGUUACCUGCCCACCGCCGGCCGCCUGACCGUGACCAUCAUCCGGGCCUCCAACCUCAAAGCCAUGGACCUGACCGGCUUCUCAGACCCCUACGUCAAGGCCUCGCUCAUGUGCGAGGGGCGGCGGCUGAAGAAACGCAAGACGUCCAUCAAGAAGAACACCCUGAAUCCCAGCUACAACGAGGCCCUCGUCUUCGACAUCCCGCACGAGAGCGCCGAGCACGUCAGCCUCACCAUCACCGUCAUGGACUACGACUGCAUCGGGCACAACGAGGUGAUCGGGAUGUGCCGGGUGGGGAGUGACGCCGAGGGUCCGGGCCGGGAGCACUGGGCCGAGAUGUUGGCCAACCCCCGCAAACCCAUCGAGCACUGGCACCAGUUGGUGGAGGAGAAAACCCUCAACAGCUACAUCUCCAAAAGCACCCAGCGCGACAAGCCCAGCAUUGUAGUGCAGAGUGUCCCAUCGGACUAGCCACCCCCAA
Messenger RNA from Gopherus flavomarginatus (Mexican gopher tortoise), 2253 nucleotides. RefSeq names its product synaptotagmin 3 (gene SYT3). Gene Ontology annotation, molecular function: clathrin binding; calcium-dependent phospholipid binding; SNARE binding. The record is from RefSeq and is a predicted model, not a curated record. Gene Ontology annotation, biological process: regulation of dopamine secretion; calcium-ion regulated exocytosis; cellular response to calcium ion. Bases 648 to 2243 code for a protein of 531 amino acids. NCBI's taxonomy places the organism in Eukaryota, Metazoa, Chordata, Testudines, Testudinidae. Gene Ontology annotation, cellular component: membrane. The transcript is spliced from 10 exons.